Musa acuminata AAA Group (dessert banana) is the source of this 1551-nucleotide messenger RNA. RefSeq names its product abscisic acid receptor PYL4-like. The transcript has a single exon. Gene Ontology annotation, biological process: abscisic acid-activated signaling pathway. The record is from RefSeq and is a predicted model, not a curated record. Lineage: Eukaryota; Viridiplantae; Streptophyta; Magnoliopsida; Zingiberales; Musaceae. Gene Ontology annotation, molecular function: signaling receptor activity; protein phosphatase inhibitor activity; abscisic acid binding. Bases 241 to 861 code for a protein of 206 amino acids. Gene Ontology annotation, cellular component: nucleus; cytoplasm.
CAAAACACCCCUUCAAGUGCCAUUUCGUCGCAUUGGGUGCAUAAAUAAUGUGCAAUUUGCACUUCAGUAACCAUCAAAUGGUAAGCAAUUUGCACUUCAAUAGAGGGAGUUCGGGUUCCAACACACCACUCUAUAUCAGUCUCCCCCUCUUCUAUACCUCUCAACACCCCCGCAAUCAAAACCAAAACCAAAACCAAAUUAAAGCACUCGUAUAUCAUCGUCUUUUUUCAGGCAGCUGCGAUGCCUCACUCCUCUUCCAAGCCGUCCCCUCCGCUUCACCGCAUCGGCGGCAAGCCGGGGUCGAUGACCGCCACCGUCGGCGCCUCGGUGCGGUGCAUAGGCCAUGGCGUACCUGACGUGACUUCGCGACAACACGAGCACGCGGUUGGGGCCCACCAGUGCUGCUCGGCCCUGGUGCAGCACGUCGCGGCGCCGGUUGCCACAGUGUGGUCGGUGGUUCGGCGCUUCGACCAGCCGCAAGCCUACAAGCACUUCGUGAAGAGCUGCCACGUGAUCGACGGCGACGGCGACGUCGGGACGCUGCGGGAGGUCCGCGUCGUGUCCGGCCUGCCGGCGGCCACCAGCCGCGAGCGCCUGGAGAUCCUGGACGACGAACGUCACGUGCUCAGCUUCCGGGUGGUCGGCGGGGAGCACCGCCUCGCCAACUACCGUUCGGUGACCACCCUCCACCCGGAGGGGGACGACGGCACGGUGGUGGUGGAGUCGUACGUGGUGGACGUGCCGGCAGGGAAUACUAGGGAGGACACGCGCGUCUUCGUCGACACCAUCGUCCGUUGCAACCUCCAUUCGCUGGCGGGCACCGUCGAGAACCUGGCCAGGUGCCCGCGGGAAACAAAGUAAAUUGCUCUCCCAAGCCUCCCAUGGCUUCCACAACCACCACCACCACCACCACCACCGUCCCUCUUGCAUGCCCACUUGGAAGGAGACGACGGCAUUGCUGUGCUAUUUAUUAUUGCCGAGCUAAUCAAACAUUGGAAGACUUUGGAGAAACUCCUCCCAACUUGUUUCUAUUUCGUUUUUGUUUUUUGUUUUCCCUCUCCUUUUUAGUCACAGAAGAAGCCGUCGUGGAUGAAAUGCCUUAGCUUAGUUUGUUUAUACAAAAGCCGAAAAAGAUGUUGGUUGUAAUGCGCUACAAGUCUGGGCUUCUUUCUUAUCGUUCUGUUUUGUGGUCUUGAUCGGCGUAUGUGUUUCCCUGAGCAGUGGAUGAUGACGAGAACUGAGAAUGGGGGUUCACAGAGAUGGAUGAGAUGAGUGCUCGUUCGCACUAUUUAUUUUGUUUUGGUAUGAGAAGCAUCCUUGCAGCGCAAGGGACACCAGAUUGCCAUGGCGCAUUCGCUUGAAAGCGUGCAUCGAAGUCAUACCCGACAUCGAUCCUACUUCUUCAACUGCAGGGAACCGUCUCCGCUUUACAAGUUACAAGGACAUGAUGGAUGCCCCAUCAUGAAUUGGUUCAAAUCAUCAUAUCCGACGUGCACGAAUGGUCCCAAAAUGUCUUUCUGUAUAUCCUCACCGAACCCAUCGUGUACAUCC